Electrophorus electricus (electric eel) is the source of this 2415-nucleotide messenger RNA. It is a transcript of the gene matcap2, whose product is annotated as microtubule associated tyrosine carboxypeptidase 2. The record is from RefSeq and is a predicted model, not a curated record. NCBI's taxonomy places the organism in Eukaryota, Metazoa, Chordata, Actinopteri, Gymnotiformes, Gymnotidae.
ACCGGGAUGGGUGGUACGUGGCCUCUGAGAUCAACACACCGCUUUUAUCCACCAGCUGGGGAUGGUUUAUUUAGCUGAAAUAGUGAAAUCGUAGGUGCUCUCACCUCUACCCACUAAAAUAUAUUUCACAGAGAGAUGCAAUGCUGGAGUCAAUAAAAGUUACCAAGCUCUUGCAUUGGCCGGAGAUGGAGAUGACCAGGCAGUGUGUGCUGAGUCCCCUGGGGAACUCCUACAGGUGGCCCAAGAGAACACAGCACCUCUCCUCCGCGAGCCAGGACUAUGGGGCCUACAGCUGCUCUCCUCCCCCUCCACAGGGGAGGGGCUUAGCCCUUCAGGGGCAUCCUAUUGGUCUGUGCCCUCGCCCCAUCAGCAUGCCCAAGAGGGCUUGCAUCAAACUCCCCAAGCUGGCCAAAGGCAGAAGGGCGCAAGACGGGAAGAAUUCGGCAAGGAAGCCGUGCAUUCUCUCGGCGAUUAAACCCUCCAAUGUGGACAGCGAGAAGAUCAAGUUCUUCAAGUCAGACUUUACAUAUAAUCCCCAGUUUGUGUACAGCAGCCCAGUGUCUCCGCAGGUGCUGGAGAAGCACAACACCGCCUCGGAUCGUUUCCUCACCCAGGCGGUGCGAAUUAUGGAACUGGCCCUUCACAAGUACGGCACUUAUGAGAAGUUUGAGCAGGCUACUGGGGGUAACCUGCUGACCAAGAACCAAAUCUGGUCUCACGUGAAGAAAUACAUGGAGAAAGAAGGGUGUGUAGGAGAGAUUGUAGUACAUGUGACAGAUGACCUGCUCUCCAGGGCCUCUAUGACUGUACUGCAAGGCAGACCUACUCUCUCCAUUAACGUGAACACUGCCAGGGAGCACUGGCUCGAGGGCUUGCUUAGACAUGAGAUUGGCACCCACUACUUCCGAGGCAUGAACAACAGACUGCAGCCCUGGGGCCAAGGAGCGGGACGGCAGCGUCUCAACCUGCAUCCGCUCAACCCCACUGAGGAGGGCCUAGCAAGCAUCCACAGUGUGCUGUUCCGUCCCGACCCGCUGCUGUGGCGUGCCGCGCUGCUCUACUACACCGUGUACCACGCCAGCCGCACCUCCUUCUCACAGCUCUUCCGCGACCUAGGCCAGUUCGUCCGCGACCCGGUCACGCGCUGGGACUACUGCUUGAGGGCCAAGCGUGGCCAGACUGACACGUCGCAGCCAGGCUGUUUCAGUAAAGACCAGGUUUAUCUGGAUGGAAUCCUGAAAAUACUGAGGUAUAGACAGAGGAUUGACUUCCAGCUCCUCACUGCCCUCGGGAAGGUAUCGUACGAGGACGUGGAACGGCUGAAGGGCCUGGCUGUGAUGGAGCAUGUGCGAAUCCCACACUUCUUGCAGAACCAGGCACGGUACACUGAGCAGCUCCACAAGAUCAUGGAGGUCAACCAGCUAACAGAUGAGGAGCUACGCACACUCAUCUGAGCAUGCUCAGAGCUACCAGCGCUCUUCUGAGCAUGCUCAAACCGUACCAUCCCCACUUAGAACAGCUGCGCCCAAUAACUACCAGCAACUCCGAACUUUGAAGGUUAUCGUGGCGAUAAAUUUCCUCUCUCUCAAUCGACACUGAACGUAGUCAUGUACUCUCACCUGGUGCUUUUCUGAUGAAUGCAUUUACUCUCCCCAAGGUUAUUUUCCAUGGUGUCUUCAUGCUUACUGUCCUUUCUGUUGUCACCGUCAUUCAAAGAUGUGCAGAUAUAGCCACAGGCACGUGUUUGGAGAUGAACAUGUCCUUUUAUUUUUUUACUGCAUACCUGCGUUGACACUGUGUAGCUUGUUCUCGGCUAAAGUCAUGUACACCUUGGUUUGGCAAAAUUCAUUAUGACUGUCUUUAUUUUCCCUGCACUGGCUGGGUAGUGGUAGGUACUACCUUGGUACAUGCUGUUCAGGAAGUUAGCUGGGGGCGGUGUUCCAAAUUAGUGAGUGAAGCCAUUUUUGAAGCUGCUAUGGUUUUUCAUUUGUGUAGUGCUUUUUGAAUCCUGUGUGCGGAAUCCUGACUCUUUUAGAUGACUGGUAGUGGGUGGUGCUGAAUAAAUGCACAUUCUUGUUGUGAUUUUGAUUCCCAUCAGCACUUACUAUGAUUUUCCUGUUUUCUGAGAUUUAUGACUCUUUGACCAUUACAUUCCAUCUCCUUGUAGACGGAAAUUUCCAGAAGCUCCAGAAAGUAAUUAAAAAUAUAUAUAUAUAUUAGCAUGGAUUGUCCUUUCAUGACCAGUUGUUAACAGAGGUUACACUGUUGUACACUUUGUGUCUAUGACUACACUAAGGUGGAACCUUUGUGCUGGUCAUAUUUUCACCAAUAGUGGGAAGUUCAUUGUUCACUACCUGAAGCUCCCGCCAGUGAGAAUUCACUGCUGUGUGAACUGUGGUGUGUGGCCUGCUUUGC